CGUCAAUGUACUUGCCUCCGAACUUCCGUGCAGGCCAAUUCGUGGGUUCCGCCGUAUUGACCGGCAGGUCUUAUCCAUAGAUGCAGCCUCUGGCAGCUUCCGUGCCUACCUACCUAUGGCUGGGUCCCUUUUGGGGGAGCUCUUCCCCUUCCCUCCUUCGUGUUUACCCUCACCUCCACCAACCUUCAUCGCGUCACCCUCACCAACCUACACACUCUUCCACUCGUGGUGCUUCCAUCCAGCAAACACUGCCAAUUCGCUUGCUGCUUCAAACCCCAGCGCUCGCUAAUCGAACCCUUCUCGGCAUCGAAACUUGUCGCAGUCCAAUCGCUAUAUCUCCACUAAUAACGCCUGGGACGAUCCCCCCACCCCCCGAAGCGAAGCCUACGACACGGCGUUUGAGACGCUCCCAGGUAGCAUCGGACGUUCAUCGAGCCAUUUUGAAGAUCCCGAAACACAAUUUCGAAACGCGACCUCGAAACCGGCGUAAUGGCGAUAGAAUAUAGGGCGAGGGCAUUCGCUGUGCCCUCGUUCUCGGCAAUUGUAGCACUCAGCUUCUUCGGCACCAUGGCGGAAGCCCACGAUCACGACGGUGGCCACAUCCCCGAGGGUCAAACCGUCUCCCUCAAGCCUCUGGACACGAUCCUAUGGAUUCACAUCUUCACACAGAUGCUCGCCUACGGCGUCAUUUUCCCAAUUGGCAUGGUCCUGGGUAUGACCAAAAACCGAUGGCAUGUCCCGACGCAGGCCGUUGGUACAAUCCUCGCGAUACUGGGCUUCUUCUUGGGCCACGCACACAAGGGCCGUGAAUUCAUCCCCAAUCACGUCCACCGAACAUUCGCCCACAUCCUCCAGCUGCUCCUCGCCGCGCAGGUAUUUCUGGGCAUCUACCUUAGGGGCCACUGGGAGAAGGGCAUCCAUGGCAAGAUUCGGAAAAUCGUCCGGCCAUUUCACUCCAUAUUUGGAAAGCUUAUGCCGCUCCUGGCAUGGACGCAGAUGGUCUUUGGUGGCAUCACAGCCCUCGGCUUCUGCCAGGGAGACCACCUCGGCCAAUGUGCGGCUCACUUCAUUAUGGGCGGUGCCUUCAUCGGCUACGGAAUUAUCCUCACUCUCAUCCUCAUGGUCGGCCAGAUUUGGAUCCGAAACCGGGGACGAUCCCAGGAAUUCUAUGACAGCGCCUUCAUUGCCGCCUGGGGUUGUGUCAACACGUUUACGGAACACCGCUGGGGAACUGAUUGGGUCAAGAAUGAUUGGCAACACACCACCAUGGGAAUCAUAUGGUGGGCUGCCGGUUUAGUUGGCGUCUGGCUCAGUAGAGAUCGUGACGGAAACCCGAAGCGCAACUUCAUUCCUGGCUUCGUCAUCUUGAUCACUGGCUGGGGCAUGUCCGCACACCCACAACAGCUGAUGGUCAGUGCUGCGACACACACCAUGUUUGGCUACACUCUCAUGGGUGUUGGUAUUACUCGGAUUAUCGAGAUUGCUUUUGUGCUCAAGGAUGCGCAUUCCAUUGCCGAUGACGGACGCUCAAUCAACAGCUUCCAGUAUAUUCCUGUUUUCCUGUUGUACGCCUCUGGAUUCUUGUUCAUGGGUGCCACUGAGGAGCAGAUGGCCCUUGUGGAUGGCUCCCGCAUGGACCAUGUCUCUUACAUUCUGAUCCUCUUCUCCAUGGCCUCCCUCGUCUUCCUCUUCGCCAACAUGCUCAUCCAUCUCUGGGAUCGUCUCGCGAACCCAAUUAUGAAUGGAAAGGAUUUCAGUCACGAAUACACCCACAUUAACGGCCAUCCCGUGGAGGAUGGACAGGCUCAGGAUGCUCAGGAAUUUGAGCUGGACGGAUUGGUGAGCGAUGAUGAAGAUGACGGUCGGAGAAUGCAGGGCCGGAGGAGCAUGGAUAGCACAAGCCCCGACACGCCAAGCACAUUGGGUAAGAACAACGAGACACGAGUUCGGUGAGAUGUUCUGCAAUGGGAACGAGGGGACGAAUUUUGGAUAACGGUUUCAAGAGGAAGCAUUUUGCUCCCGGGCGUCUUGGCGUGGAUUUGGAUAUCCACUGCGAUUUGUUGGCCGUUCUCAUAAUACUACCACAUUUUGAACAUACAUAGAUUGUAUUAUAAGGGAAAAGUUAUGAAA
Messenger RNA from Ilyonectria robusta, 2130 nucleotides. RefSeq lists its product as uncharacterized. Lineage: Eukaryota; Fungi; Ascomycota; Sordariomycetes; Hypocreales; Nectriaceae. The transcript has 4 exons. The record is from RefSeq and is a predicted model, not a curated record. The coding region runs from base 490 to 1953 and encodes 487 amino acids.